GGUAGGGUGUGGCCACGGGCGCCAGUCUCUCCGUGUGAUGCAUCGUUAUCCCAAACACUUCGUCCAUGUCCAAAUCCUCCGCUGUAACUCCCGCCGGCAGCUCCCACUCGAAGCUAUGCAGAAGCUUAGCCAACGCGAUCUCCACGCCGGCCGUCCCAAACGCUAUGGCCAGGCACCCGCGGCGCCCUGCGCCAAAAGAAUUCGAUGUGAGCUUGGCCACUGCGAUGCCUCCUUACUUGCUCCCCUACGCCAUUUCUGCUUCCUUUCCAACGUCCGUGGUGAAGCUGAAGCAUGUCCCGUUACAUGCAUUGAAUUGGAUUGGUGGUCCAUACAAGUGGUGGCUUGCUUGCUCACGGCCAUCGACCAGCUUUGAGCAACGCUUACUCUGUGCUGUUCAAAGUUGCCUGAGAGAUUCCCAUUCUGAGCAGCCUCUUUAUGUGUGGCUGGAAGACAUGACUGCAUGGCGUUCCACUAAAGUUGGGGCAAGGCAAAAGGCCUGUUAUCUUGCCUUCCAAGUGCUGCAUCAAUAUAAUCAAGGAUAUCUUAUCUUAUUUAGAUCCUCGGCAACUAUCUUCAUGUCUACCCAUAUUCUUCAAUUUUGUAUCAGCAGCAUCACUCUGAAAUUUUUUCCCACCAAGGUUUCUAUCAUCCUAUUCAGAAUCUGAAUUAGAUGAAGAUCGGACGAAUUAUUAUUGACGUUGAUGGAGAAAUGACUAGGAUACCCUUCUCGUAUACUCUUACAAGAACGGAUCUCAGUGGUGCUGACAGACGACGAUGAGUGAAUUGGCGGUACUUGAGCUCUGCGCACACUCAGGGAAGCGUACGGAACGUUAGAGGCCAGAAAUCAGAAAAAAAAAUUCCGGAGCAGGUCCUUUGACGUUCAAGUCAAGUACUUUUUCCUCAGAGAAAACAGUAUACGAAGGAUAAAGAAAAGUAGAAGAUCAGUGGAAAUGCGCGAGAAAGCGUACUUACGCAAGGAAGAGGAUCUCCCUUUUUAUAUGACAGUGUGUAACUCUGUAGCAUGACUGAUGUUAGGGAAUGUCGGGUGUCAGGACCUGUCUAGUGAUGAAGAGCGUGUACCUCCCUUUUGUAGACUGGAAAAAAGUUCUAUUCGCAGAUGACCACCGACCGUUGGAAUAUUCCCUGACAUACAACAGUUAUUAUCUGACAGUCGAUUACGAUCCCCUGACCUUGUUGUCGUGUAGCCCCUUUUGUCACGACUGGGUAUGAAUAGGAGAACCUCGAGAUGGUUGGUAGUUGACCUACUGGGAGGACCAGGCUUGGAUAUAGCUGAGCUGUGGAAAUCCGACCAGUCGGAACAGGUCAGGUAUUAUCCCGACUACCCAUCAUGUCUCAGACCUAGGUGUCUCAGAUCUGGGGUCCUGAUCUAUGAAAACCCGACUGAAAAUCAUGUCGCUAAUGUCGUUAGACGGUCCUAUCUCUUCUUUCCCUAACUAC
Molecule: messenger RNA, 1458 nt
Organism: Zingiber officinale
Lineage: Eukaryota; Viridiplantae; Streptophyta; Magnoliopsida; Zingiberales; Zingiberaceae
Exons: 2
Coding region: 66-665 (199 amino acids)
Source: RefSeq, a predicted model, not a curated record